Messenger RNA from Asterias rubens (European starfish), 2077 nucleotides. RefSeq lists its product as uncharacterized. Gene Ontology annotation, molecular function: calcium ion binding. The transcript has 14 exons. The record is from RefSeq and is a predicted model, not a curated record. NCBI's taxonomy places the organism in Eukaryota, Metazoa, Echinodermata, Asteroidea, Forcipulatida, Asteriidae. The coding region runs from base 121 to 1857 and encodes 578 amino acids. Gene Ontology annotation, cellular component: plasma membrane.
UUCACCAGCAUUGGGGGUGUACUUCCCGUGUUGUUACUCACAAUGGGGUGAAUCGGCGUUUAUUUGUAGCGAUUCUGUGUUUAAUUUCCCUAUUUUGUUCCUUAUUUUUGUUGGUAAAACAUGUCUUUUUUUCGUACGUGUGGUGUUCCUGGUGGGACUGCCGAGUGGAGUGGUAGCAGCAGCGAUGUUUCACAAGACGUUGUUAGCGAUUGGCACAACGGCUCCAUGCAAGUCUAUGGUUCGGUGACUAGGAGAUACCUGACAGUGUUCAACAAGUUUGAUAAUGGAUGUGGCAAACUCGAUAGGAAAGAACUCAUUCGAGCAGUUAAUUACUUGAAGGUAUUUCCAUCACGAUCCCAAGUUUAUUCUAUGCUGCGAUGUGGGAGAGAAUGUUCAGGUCGGGAUUCUGAAGAUUGGAUUACAUUGGGGGAGUUUUGCGUUUUUGCUGCUGAGUUUGAGGAGUAUUAUCAACAACAAAGUUGUUUGAAUGUUGAGACUCCUGUAACUGCCGACCCAAGAUAUAACCAUACUGGACCAACUCUCCAUUCACAGACAGCAUCCAUGCCUCCAUUUAAAGUUUUCCUUGGUGGUUCUUGCAAUCCUACUACAUGGAGGAAAGACAUAGCUAUUCCACAUCUCAACAAAGUUAAUCUAUCUUAUUAUAAUCCACAAGUAGAGAAUUGGACUCAUGAGCUGAUUGCAAUUGAAGAUGAAGCUAAGAUGAUAGCUGAACUGCUGCUUUUUGUUAUUGAUAAUUCAACACGUAGUGUGGCUUCACUAGUUGAGGCUUCAUAUUUAUCAGGAGGAAGACGAUCAUUGGUGCUUGUCAUGAAAGGGCUACCUACUCACGUUGAUAACGAGAAAAUAUCAGACAAUGAGCUGAAAGAUCUAAGGCACAGUCAUGCUUUCCUAUGCGACUUGGUAGAGAGACAAUGUUGCCCAAUAUUUGAGGAUCUCCCUGUUGCGUUACGCUGUGCUGCUAAAGUCCUUACUCGGGGUGUACAUAUGAGUCAACUGACUCUUGGAGAUGGAGCUCAACCAGUUAAGCAUGCUGACUUUAAAGUAGGAGACAAACUAAGAAAUAUAAAAGAAACCUUCAGGGAAUUUGACUCAACUAACAGUGGCAAAAUAUCUCUGAGCAAUGCAUUCCUCGCUAUUCGAGCCGUUACGGGUAAAGACCUCACAUUUCCAGCUUAUGAUCAAAUAGUAGCCAGCUGCCAAGAUUCAGGAGUCAAAACACACCUGGAUUUCAACGAGUUCUGUUGCCUGGUUACGGAAUACAAAUACUACGAACCACCAACCGACAAAGGACCAUUCUCCAGACUAACUUCAUCUAUUUAUCGUUGGUUAAGUACAUUCAAGAAGCCGUCCACUCCUAAGGAGAUUGUUGAGAUUAAGACUGAAGUAUUUUUAGGAGGAACCUGUCUACAUACAUCAUGGAGGGAAGACAUUGCUAUCCCAAUACUUCAACAACACAACUUGACCUACUUCAAUCCUUUAGUAUCUGAUUGGAACAUGGGUAAUAUCCCAUUAGAAGCCAAAGCUAAAGAAACCUCACUAUAUCUGCUGUUUGUUAUCUCUGCUACAUCUAGAGGAAUAGCGUCCAUGAUUGAGGUUGCUCACUACAUUGGUCAAGGACGUAAAGUUGUACUGUGUAUAGAGAACAUGGUGCAUGGAGUAUGUGUGUAUGAUGAAAAGCUUUCAGAACGGGCUGUGAGAGACUACAACCGAGCACGUUGCUACCUAGCUGAUCUUGCUAUACGCCAAGGUGUUCCAUUCUUUAAUGAUAUCCACAAAGCAAUGGAAGCCUUAGUUGGUAAACUCCUGGUGGAACAUCAAGUCAAUAAUGCGCAAUGAGCAAGUUUGAGUGCCUACAUUUAGUCGACCCAUGAUUAACCACUGACCAGCAACUUACAUGCGUAGUGAUGCACUCACUUGAAUGACUCGUUUGGAACCCUAGCCAACCAUCGGUACUAUGGUAUACAACACGCCAUUGCUUUUCGCUAGUGUCACUGGUUCCCUGCUGUGCUUUACACAUGUUAGCAUGGAACAGGCUAUCAGGACCAGUGAAGAAACC